Balearica regulorum gibbericeps (East African grey crowned-crane) is the source of this 566-nucleotide messenger RNA. NCBI's taxonomy places the organism in Eukaryota, Metazoa, Chordata, Aves, Gruiformes, Gruidae. The record is from RefSeq and is a predicted model, not a curated record.
AUGGGAGCCACUGCCCCAGUGUGACCUGUCUCUAAGGUACGACAAAGUAAAAAACACCUGUCCAGCUCCCUCAGACACCUCCCAGUAUGGAUGGCUUGGUUGAGCAGAACAGCGUGCUAAUGCACAAUAAGAUCGCUGAAGCCGGGAAAAGGAAUGGUUUGAUUAAUACAAGGAACUUAGUGGCAGAGAGCCGAGAUGGUCUGGUCUCUGUGUACCCGACCCCCCAGUACCAGAGCCACCGAGCGAGCAGCCUUUCCUCUCCGAGCUGCCUGGAGAAUGGCAGGAAUGACCCCGUGCAACAGCUCCUGGACCCCAACAUGCUGCAGCAGACAGUGGAGUCUCACUACCGGCCCAACAUCAUCCUCUACUCGGAGAACGUGCUGCGCUCGUGGGGCGAGAGCAUUGGCUCGGAGUGCUGUGAAACUACCUUCAUCGAGGACCGCUCUCCCACCAAAGACAGCCUAGAGUACCCGGACAGCAAGUUCAUCGAUCUCUCAGCAGAUGACAUCAAGAUUCAUACCCUCUCCUAUGAUGUGGAGGAAGAAGAGGAUUUCCAGGAGCUAGAG